AGUUGUAGUUCCGGAAGCCAAGCCGGUGCGCGCGGCGGCAUGUGGCCCCGAGUGCUGCUGGGGGAGGCCCGAGUGGCUGCGGGCGGAUUCCGUACUGCCUUGUCUCGCCUAGCGGUGCGGUUCUCCCCGCCAUGGACUGCUGGGAGCGGUUCACCCCUGCAGAGAAGCCUGCAUGGAACUGCAACGCGGGCUUUCCCGCUCAUUCCCAUAGUUGUAGAGCAGACGGGUCGAGGCGAGCGGGCUUAUGACAUAUACUCAAGGCUGUUGCGGGAGCGCAUCGUCUGCGUCAUGGGCCCGAUUGAUGACAGUGUCGCCAGCCUGGUCAUCGCCCAGCUGCUCUUCUUACAGUCUGAAAGCAACAAGAAACCCAUCCAUAUGUACAUCAACAGCCCAGGUGGCGUGGUGACUGCGGGCCUGGCCAUCUACGACACAAUGCAAUACAUUCUGAACCCUAUCUGCACGUGGUGUGUUGGGCAGGCCGCCAGCAUGGGCUCCCUGCUCCUCGCCGCGGGCAGCCCCGGCAUGCGCCACUCGCUGCCCAAUUCCAGAAUUAUGAUCCACCAGCCCUCCGGAGGAGCCAGGGGCCAAGCCACAGACAUCGCCAUCCAGGCAGAGGAGAUCAUGAAGCUGAAAAAGCAGCUGUACAACAUCUACGCCAAACACACCAAGCAGAGCCUGCAGGUGAUAGAGUCAGCCAUGGAGAGAGACCGCUACAUGAGCCCUAUGGAGGCCCAAGAGUUUGGCAUCUUGGACAAGGUCUUGGUCCACCCACCUCAGGACGGUGAGGAUGAGCCAGAACUGGUACAGAAGGAGACUCCUCCAGCACCAACCGAUCCUCCUGCCCCAGCAAGCACCUGAGGGCCUGACCUCAUCUCCAGGAGUGUGGAAACAGACCGAGGACUGCCUACACUUCCUCUGCUCGGCCCGGAGGGGCCCCUGGAGGGGAUGGAGAUUGAGGCCGCACUCAAA
Messenger RNA from Acomys russatus (golden spiny mouse), 969 nucleotides. RefSeq names its product caseinolytic mitochondrial matrix peptidase proteolytic subunit (gene Clpp). Bases 40 to 858 code for a protein of 272 amino acids. Gene Ontology annotation, cellular component: endopeptidase Clp complex. Gene Ontology annotation, biological process: protein quality control for misfolded or incompletely synthesized proteins. The record is from RefSeq and is a predicted model, not a curated record. The transcript has 6 exons. Gene Ontology annotation, molecular function: serine-type endopeptidase activity; ATPase binding; ATP-dependent peptidase activity. NCBI's taxonomy places the organism in Eukaryota, Metazoa, Chordata, Mammalia, Rodentia, Muridae.